Molecule: messenger RNA, 3882 nt
Organism: Musa acuminata AAA Group (dessert banana)
Lineage: Eukaryota; Viridiplantae; Streptophyta; Magnoliopsida; Zingiberales; Musaceae
Product: AP-4 complex subunit epsilon-like
Exons: 11
Coding region: 631-3540 (969 amino acids)
Biological process (GO): vesicle-mediated transport; intracellular protein transport
Cellular component (GO): membrane coat; AP-4 adaptor complex
Molecular function (GO): cargo adaptor activity
Source: RefSeq, a predicted model, not a curated record
UGUAUCCUAAUAUAAUAUAAUUAAUCCUCCUUUCCAUCCCUCUCGAAGUUUCCGAAAACACUUGGCUUGGAAGUCGGGCGAGUCCCAACGGAAGGCAUCACGACGGGUGUGGAAGAAGCCUGAUUCGACGAAGGAGACGAACCACUCGACGUCGACGGGAAAGGACGAUCCAUCGUCUCGGUCGAGGGGAUGAGAGGAGGACUUGUCCAGGGAUCUCCCAGCGGAUUCGGGAGGAUCGAGCAAGAGACGGAGGCGAUCGGAGACAUCCAUCGUGUUCGUAUCGACCCACGAAGCACGUGACUGGCGAUGCGCCUUCGCCCGCAGAUCUUACCUUCCGCUUCGAGCGAAGUCCACCCACCAAAUUAAACCGAAAUAAUUCGAUGCUUUUUAUUAACAAAAUCGAAUAAAAAUCAUUCGUUUUCUUCUUCCCCCAUCUCUCUUUCUCUCUCUCUGGUUUUAGAUCUCGAUCUCGAUCUGAAUAGUGCUGCGCCAAGAAGACCGAUCGCAGUUCGUGGGUGGGAUUUAUUUACUCUGGAUCUUGGGCGGAGAAGACCAUAGGGUUUCGGAUUCGCGGUGGUUCCGGAUUGGGAUCGGGGGGAAUCCUCCCCCUCGUAGCAACGCAAAGCGACCAUGGAGCAGUUGAAGACGAUCGGACGGGAGUUGGCGAUUGGGUCCCAUGGCGGAUGGGGCCAGUCCAAGGAGUUCCUGGACCUGGUGAAGUCUAUCGGGGAGGCGCGCUCCAAGGCGGAGGAGGACCGCAUCAUCCUCCGGGAGGUGGAGUCGCUCCGCCGCCGCAUCGCCGAGCCCGACGUCCCCCGCCGCAAGAUGAAGGAGUACAUCAUUCGCCUCGUCUACGCCGAGAUGCUCGGCCAUGACGCUUCCUUCGGCUACAUCCACGCCGUCAAGAUGACCCACGAUGACGCGCUCCCCCUCAAGCGCACCGGCUACCUCGCCGUCACCCUCUUCCUCAGCGAGGACCACGACCUCAUCAUCCUCAUCGUUAACACUAUCCAGAAGGACCUCCGUUCUGACAACUACCUCGUCGUCUGCGCGGCCCUCGCUGCCGUCUGCAAGCUCAUCAACGAGGAGACCAUCCCGGCCGUCCUCCCCCAGGUCGUCGACCUCCUCGCGCACCCCAAGGAGGCCGUCCGCAAGAAGGCCGUCAUGGCGCUCCACCGAUUCUACCAGCGAUCCCCGGCCUCAGUGUCCCACCUUGUCUCCAAUUUCAGAAAGAGGCUAUGUGAUAAUGAUCCUGGAGUUAUGGGUGCAACACUUUGUCCUCUGUUUGAUCUCAUUUGUGCAGAUGUAAACUCAUACAAGGAUUUGGUUAUCAGUUUUGUUGGCAUUCUUAAGCAAGUAGCCGAAAGAAGGCUUCCAAAGACUUACGACUAUCAUCAAAUGGCUGCUCCAUUUAUUCAGAUAAAACUACUAAAGAUUCUUGCACUGCUCGGGAGUGGUGAUAAGCAAGCAAGUGGACACAUGUAUAAUGUCCUUGGUGACAUUUUUAGGAAGUGUGAACAAUCAAGCAACAUUGGUAAUGCUGUGCUAUAUGAAAGCAUAUGUUGUGUUUCAUCGAUCCAUCCAAAUGCUAAGUUACUGGAGGCUGCAGCAGAAGCUACUUCAAAGUUUUUGAAGAGUGAUAGUCAUAACCUCAAAUACAUGGGUGUCGAUGCUCUUGGCAGACUGAUCAGAAUAAAUCCAGAUAUUGCCGAAGAACACCAACUGGCUGUCAUUGAUUGCUUAGAGGAUCCUGAUGAUACCCUAAAGCGCAAGACCUUUGAAUUACUGUAUAAAAUGACGAAGUCUACUAAUGUUGAAGUAAUAGUUGGCCGUAUGAUUGAAUACAUGAUAAACAUCAGUGAUAAUCACUACAAAACAGAGAUUGCCUCACGUUGUGUUGAGCUUGCUGAACAAUUCGCACCAACCAAUGAAUGGUUUAUUCAGACCAUGAAUAAGGUCUUUGAGCAUGCAGGUGAUCUUGUAAAUGUUAGAGUGGCACAUAAUUUAAUGCGAUUAAUUGCUGAAGGAUUUGGAGAGGAUGAUGAAGGUGCUGAAAGUAAGCUGAGGUCUUCAGCAGUGGACUCAUACUUGCGUAUUCUUGGGGAACCGAAGCUUCCAUCUCUGUUUUUACAAGUCAUAUGCUGGGUUCUGGGGGAAUAUGGGACUGCAGAUGGGAAAUAUCCUGCUGCUUAUAUAAUUGGAAAGUUAUGUGAUGUGACAGAGGCCCUUCUAUGUGAUGAUACUGUCAAGGCUUAUGCAAUAUCAGCCAUCCUGAAAAUUUGCGCAUUUGAAAUUGCUGAAGGAAGGAAAGUUGAAAUGUUGCCUGAGUGUCAAUCCCUAAUUGAUGAACUAUCCACAUCACAUUCGACAGACUUACAGCAACGUGCAUAUGAGCUACAAGCAUUGCUAUGCUUAGAGAGUCAAGCUGUUGAAAGUGUCAUGCCACUUGAUGCUAGUUGUGAGGAUAUUGAGAUUGACAAGAAUCUCACUUUCUUGAAAGAUUUUGUUCAACAAUCCAUUGAAAAUGGUGCGACGCCUUACAUUCCAGAGAGUGAACGGUCAGGCAUGUCUAAUGUUAGCAAUUUCAAGAGCCAGUACCAGCAUGAAGCUUCUAGCCAUAUGCUUAGGUUUGAGGCAUAUGAGCUUCCAAGGCCCUCACCUGCACAUGUGAUCCCUCACGUCUCAGUUCCAACACCAAUUGCCGAUCUUUUUCCAGUGCCUGAGACCACCUGCAAUAGCGAAACAAGCCAGGCUUCUAAGCUACCAUCAGUGGCUGGUGCAUCUUCUGCAGCUCAUGGAAUUAAGCUUCACCUUGAUGGUGUUCAGAGGAGGUGGGGUAGGCCUACGUAUUCAUCUUCUUCUGGACCAUCUAGUACAACCUCGACAGAGAAGACAACAAAUGGGGUCACUCAUAUUGAUGGGGUUGGCUCGCAAUCACGUGAUAAGUUGAAUGAGUCAAGGAGACAACAGCCGGAAGUUUCAGCUGAAAAGCAAAAGUUAGCAGCUUCACUCUUUGGUGGUUCAGCUGGUAAAACUGAGAAGAAAGCAACAUCGACCCAAAGGGCACCUAAGGGAAACACACGGAAUGCUGAGAGACCAGGUGCAGCUAGAUCCGGUAGUCCUGAAACAUCCAAGGAAAAGGCUGCCCCUUCUGUCCCUGAUCUACUUGAUCUGGGUGAACCAAACCCUACCAGCACCACGAUUGUCGAUCCCUUUAAGCAGUUGGAAGGGCUUGUAGGGCCAGCACCCAUGCCAUCACCGCUUGAUAAUUCUGUCAAAACUAGUGGUUUCGAAACGCCUGAUCUGAUGGCGGCAGCGUACACAGACCUACUUCCGAGUGGAUCAAGCAGUGGUUCCCUAAGUUCCACUACUACAGACAUGUAUUCGGUUGAUAAAACCUCAAAUACAGCAACAAGUGUGCCAUCAAUUAAGAAGGGCCCAUUUCCACAAGAUUCCCUUCGAAAGGAUGCAAGAGCAAGGCAGUUGGGUGUGACUCCAACAGGAAAUAACCCUAACCUGUUCAAGGACUUGCUGGGCUGAAAAGAUACUAUUCUUGCUUUGUGGUACACAUUGCAUGGAUCUUGAUGAUCGGCAUUAAGGAGUUUGGUGGAUUCUUUCAAUCACAUAUAUGCGGGAGCGCAAUUCAUCGGAUCUGCUCCCUCCCAAUGGUUUGGCCUAAGUGGAAGCAUGUAUGCUUGAUGCACCUUCCUGGUGUAGAGCCGAAACUUAAAUGCACAUGAAAAGUGUCCCAAACAUGGAUGUAACGUUUGGUUUUGGGUUUAUUUGACAGUUGAGCUUUUUUUUUUUCUUCUUUUGUUCUUCCCCUUUGCACCUCUUGGUUCAACCCUAGUCAAAAUCAAUCCUAAAUCAUUCAUUUCCUUA